Molecule: messenger RNA, 393 nt
Organism: Paramecium tetraurelia
Lineage: Eukaryota; Ciliophora; Oligohymenophorea; Peniculida; Parameciidae
Exons: 2
Source: RefSeq, a predicted model, not a curated record
AUGGAGGGCAGAAUUUAAUUGUAAAACAAUAUGUUUAAAUAAAUCCAUAACCAAAAUAAAAAAGUUUUGUAAUCCUAACACUAAAAUUUCACUGGUCAGUCCAAAUUUUGUUUUAAAUACUAUUGCUAAACUAGUGAAUUAGUCAUUAUUAAAGGCGAGACUUUGGAAACUAAAUCGAAUAGAAUUAGACUGCAGGGAAAAUUCAAUAUUCGUAAGCUAAAUUAUUAUACUAUCAAAAUUAAGUAUUAAUUGCAACUUAUUUGCAAGGAAGUCAAUGCAGAAUAAUUUUGUAUUUAUCUUGAAUUAAAUGACGAAAUUCUCUCACCAUUCACAAAUGUAAUCAUGCCCCAAUUUUAUUUUGGAUAUAUCAAAGAUAAUAACGUGAUCUAAUGA